UCUACUCGAUCACUGAGUACUAGGGUUUGAGCCGAGUAUAAAAUAAUUUUCCUGGUGGAGCUAGCCUCCUUUACCAAAAAAUAAAAAUAAUCACCUCAGCACACUGUUACUCCCUCAGCUCUGCGCGAAACCCUAAAGCAAUGCCUCCCAAAGCAGCUAAAUCCAAGGAAGCACCAGCGGAGAGGCCCAUCCUCGGCCGAUUCUCUUCUCAUCUCAAGAUCGGAAUCGUGGGACUGCCUAAUGUUGGGAAGUCUACUCUUUUCAACACGCUCACUAAGCUUUCAAUCCCAGCUGAGAACUUCCCUUUUUGUACAAUCGAGCCUAAUGAAGCCCGAGUUAAUGUCCCUGAUGAGCGAUUCGAAUGGCUUUGCCAGUUGUUCAAGCCCAAAAGUGAGGUUUCAGCUUUCCUAGAAAUUCAUGAUAUAGCUGGACUGGUUAGAGGUGCUCAUGAAGGGCAAGGAUUGGGCAACAACUUCUUGUCUCACAUUCGUGCAGUUGAUGGCAUUUUUCAUGUUUUACGUGCAUUUGAAGAUUCAGACAUCAUCCAUGUCGAUGACUCUGUGGAUCCUGUAAGGGAUUUAGAGACUAUUAGUGCAGAGUUAAGGUUAAAGGAUAUUGAAUUUAUGGAAAGGAAGAUAGAGGAUAUUGAAAAGAGCAUGAAGAGGAGUAAUGACAAGCAAUUAAAAAUAGAGCAUGAAUUGUGUGAAAGGGUUAAGGCAUGGCUUGCAGAUGAAAAAGAUGUUCGCCUUGGGGACUGGAAAGCAGCUGAUAUUGAGAUAUUGAAUACUUUUCAAUUGCUUAGUGCCAAGCCGGUUGUUUAUUUGGUUAACAUGACUGAGAAAGAUUACCAAAGGAAAAAGAACAAGUUCUUACCAAAGAUUCAUGCUUGGGUGCAAGAACACGGUGGUGAACCUAUCAUUCCUUUCAGUGGUGUGUUUGAGAGAAACCUUGCUGAUAUGGAACCUGCAGAUGCUGCAAAGUAUUGUGAGGAAAACAAGGUGCAAAGUGCUCUUCCAAAGAUCAUCAAGACUGGUUUCUCUGCUAUUAAUCUCAUAUAUUUCUUCACCGCAGGACCAGAUGAGGUUAAAUGCUGGCAAAUUAGACGGCAAUCCAAGGCUCCUCAAGCUGCAGGAGCCAUUCAUACUGAUUUUGAGAGAGGAUUUAUAUGUGCUGAGGUCAUGAAAUUUGAAGAUCUGAAGGAGCUUGGCAGUGAGUCAGCUGUCAAGGCUGCUGGAAAAUAUAGGCAGGAAGGGAAAACUUAUGUGGUCCAAGACGGAGACAUAAUAUUCUUUAAGUUCAAUGUUUCCGGAGGCGGGAAGAAGUGAAAUGAGACUCUCUGGUGCUGGGUUCGGACUUACAUCCCUGGAUUAUCAAAUCCGUACGCAUUUUGGUCCCAUCUGUUUCUUUGCUUAGAUACCAUCACUUACAAACCCUCAAAAGCCAAGACAGAAUAUGAUAUUGGGCAUGCAUCCAUCUAUUUUUAUUUUGAUCUGAGUUUUUAUUUGUAGCAUCAUAUUAUUAUAUAUAUACGCAAAUAUUGGAGGAUGGAUUAUGUUGAGUGAUAGAUGUUUGGUUCUUCAGCACCUAUUUUGCUUUGUAGAAAUUCUAUAUCAUUUACACUCCCAUCCAUCAGUUAUGUAUACGUUGCAAUCCGAUUGUUAACAUCUUGACCCUGAAUUGCAUUUAUAUUAGCAGUUUUUAUCCAAUAAUAUUUGGCCUA
Molecule: messenger RNA, 1720 nt
Organism: Gossypium raimondii (Peruvian cotton)
Lineage: Eukaryota; Viridiplantae; Streptophyta; Magnoliopsida; Malvales; Malvaceae
Product: obg-like ATPase 1
Exons: 12
Coding region: 141-1325 (394 amino acids)
Cellular component (GO): cytoplasm
Molecular function (GO): ATP binding; ATP hydrolysis activity; GTP binding
Source: RefSeq, a predicted model, not a curated record